Neomonachus schauinslandi (Hawaiian monk seal) is the source of this 3262-nucleotide messenger RNA. RefSeq names its product MIB E3 ubiquitin protein ligase 2 (gene MIB2). Bases 280 to 3153 code for a protein of 957 amino acids. Gene Ontology annotation, molecular function: protein binding; zinc ion binding; ubiquitin-protein transferase activity. The record is from RefSeq and is a predicted model, not a curated record. Gene Ontology annotation, biological process: protein ubiquitination. The transcript is spliced from 18 exons. NCBI's taxonomy places the organism in Eukaryota, Metazoa, Chordata, Mammalia, Carnivora, Phocidae. Gene Ontology annotation, cellular component: cytoplasm.
UCCAGGACAGGUGCUGUUUGCACCUCUGAGCUCGUGUGCCCCGCUGCCGGCCAGUGGCCAGGUGAGCCUCAUUUGGGCUGUAGUGCACGCGCUCGCCCGCUUCUCUCGGCCUCGGGGCAUUUGCACUUGCCCUCCUCCGCCUCCCUCCCUGGCUCUCCCAGACUUGUUCUCACCUGUCUCCCCGGCAGCCCGCCCAGAGCUGGCGAGAGCCUGUGUGGCCUUCUUGAUGUGGCCUGAGGGUGCCGUCUGCCUGCAGGUCCCGGAGCAGUCCUGCCCGCCAUGGACCCAGACCCCCAGGCAGGCGUGCAGGUGGGCAUGCGUGUGGUGCGCGGCGUGGACUGGAAGUGGGGCCAGCAGGAUGGCGGUGAGGGCGGCGUGGGCACGGUGGUGGAGCUUGGCCGCCACGGUAGCCCCUCGACCCCUGACCGCACGGUAGUCGUGCAGUGGGACCACGGCACUCGCACCAACUACCGCGCAGGCUACCAGGGCGCGCACGACCUGCUGCUGUACGACAACGCCCAGAUCGGCGUCCGCCACCCCAACAUCAUCUGUGACUGCUGCAAGAAGCACGGCUUGCGGGGCAUGCGCUGGAAGUGCCGCGUCUGCUUCGACUACGACCUGUGCACGCAGUGUUACAUGCACAACAAGCACGACCUCGCCCACGCCUUCGAGCGCUACGAGACGGCUCACUCUCGCCCGGUCACGCUGAGUCCCCGCCAGGGUCUCCCAAGGAUCCCGUUGAGGGGAAUCUUCCAGGGGGCGAAGGUGGUGCGGGGCCCUGACUGGGAGUGGGGCUCGCAGGACGGAGGGGAAGGGAAGCCAGGCCGAGUGGUGGACAUCCGUGGCUGGGACGUGGAGACGGGCCGGAGCGUGGCCAGUGUGACGUGGGCCGAUGGCACCACCAAUGUGUACCGUGUGGGCCACAAGGGCAAGGUGGACCUCAAGUGUGUGGGCGAGGCGGCUGGCGGCUUCUACUACAAGGAGCACCUCCCAAGGCUCGGCAAACCGGCGGAGCUGCGGCGCAGGGUGAGUGCUGACGGACAGCCUUUCCAGCACGGGGACAAGGUUAAGUGUCUGCUGGACACGGACAUCCUGAGGGAGCUGCAGGAAGGCCACGGCGGAUGGAACCCCAGGAUGGCGGAGUUUAUCGGACAGACGGGCACCGUGCACCGCAUCACGGACCGUGGGGAUGUGCGCGUGCAGUUCGGCCAUGAGACCCGCUGGACCUUCCACCCCGGGGCUCUCACCAAGCACAAUGCCUUCUGGGUGGGCGAUGUGGUGCGGGUCAUCGACGACCUUGACACAGUGAAGCGGCUGCAGGCCGGGCACGGCGAGUGGACGGACGACAUGGCCCCUGCCCUGGGCCGCAUCGGGAAGGUGGUGAAAGUUUUCAGAGAUGGUAACCUGCGCGUGGCGGUCGGUGGUCAGCUGUGGACCUUCAGCCCCUCCUGCCUGGUGGCCUACCGGCCCGAGGAGGAUGCCAACCUUGAUGUGGCCGAGCGCGCCAGGGAGAACAAAAGCUCCCUGAGUGUCGCCCUGGACAAGCUUCGAGCCCAGAAGAGUGACCUCGAGCACCCAGGGAGACUGGUGGUGGAGGUGGCCCUGGGCAGUAUGGCCGGGGCUCUGGACCUGCUGAGGAGGCACCCAGAGCAGGUGGACACCAAGAACCAGGGCAGGACUGCCCUGCAGGUGGCCGCCUACCUCGGCCAGGUAGAGCUGGUGCGGCUGCUGCUGCAGGCGCGGGCGGGCGCGGACCUGCCGGACGAGGAGGGCAACACGGCGCUGCACUACGCCGCCCUGGGGAACCAGCCGGAGGCUGCCCGGUUGCUCCUGAGCUCCGGGUGCGGGGCCAAUGCCCUGAACAGCACCCGGAGCGCAGCCCUGCACGUGGCCGUGCAGAGGGGCUUCCUGGAGGUGGUGAGGGUCCUCUGUGAACGCGGCUGUGAUGUCAACCUGCCUGACGGCCAUGCCGACACACCUCUGCACUGUGCCAUCUCGGCGGGUGCUGGCGCCAGUGGCAUCGUGGAGGUCCUGACUGAGGUGCCGGGCAUCGAUGUCACUGCCACUAACAGCCAGGGGUUCACCCUGCUGCACCACGCAUCCCUCAAGGGCCACACACUAGCUGUUAGGAGGAUUGUGGCUCGCGCGCGACAGCUGGUGGAUGCCAAGAAGGAGGAUGGCUUCACGGCCUUGCACCUGGCCGCCCUCAACAACCACCGGGAGGUGGCCCAGAUUCUCAUCCGAGAGGGCCGCUGUGAUGUGAACGUCCGCAACCGGAAGCUGCAGUCCCCACUGCACCUGGCCGUGCAGCAGGCGCACGUGGGGCUGGUGCCGCUGCUGGUGGACGCGGGCUGCAGCGUCAACGCCGAGGAUGAGGAGGGGGACACGGCCUUGCACGUGGCACUGCAGCGUCAUCAGCUGCUGCCCCUGGCGGCUGAUGGGGCCGGGGGGGACCCGGGGCCCUUGCAGCUCUUGUCCAGGCUACAGGCCUCGGGCCUCCCCGGCAGCGGGGAGCUGACGGUGGGCGCGGCCGUCGCAUGCUUCCUGGCGCUGGAGGGCGCCGACGUGAGCUACGCCAACCACCGCGGCCGGAGCCCGCUGGACCUGGCCGCCGAGGCCCGCGUGCUCAAGGCCCUGCAGGGCUGCGCGCAGCGCUUCCGGGAGCGGCACGCGGGCGGCAGCGGGGGCGCGGCACCGGGCCCGAGGCUGGUGCUCGGCACCCCCAACACCGUGACGAACCUGCACGUGGCCGCGCCGUCGGGGCCCGAGGCCGCCGAGUGCCUGGUGUGCUCGGAGCUAGCGCUGCUGGUGCUGUUCUCGCCGUGCCAGCACCGCACGGUGUGCGAGGAAUGUGCACGCAGGAUGAAGAAGUGCAUCAGGUGCCAGGUGGUCAUCGGCAAGAAGCUGCGUCCAGACGGCACGGAGGUGGCCAGCGCGACCCCGGCGCCCGGCCCGCCGCGGCAGCUGGUGGAGGAGCUGCAGAGCCGCUACCGGCAGAUGGAGGAGCGCAUCACCUGCCCCAUCUGCAUCGACAGCCACAUCCGCCUCGUGUUCCAGUGCGGCCAUGGCGCGUGCGCGCCCUGCGGCGCCGCGCUCAGCGCCUGCCCCAUUUGCCGCCAGCCCAUCCGCGACCGCAUCCAGAUCUUCGUGUAGCCCGCGCCCCCCCUCCAUCCCCCGCCUCGCCCGCCCCGCCACGUUCCGGAGCCACGUCCCGCCGUCGCCUACGCAAGCCCCCACCCGUGUUUUAUAAAAAGAUUGUCGG